Photinus pyralis (common eastern firefly) is the source of this 1339-nucleotide messenger RNA. RefSeq lists its product as uncharacterized. The record is from RefSeq and is a predicted model, not a curated record. Bases 273 to 1337 code for a protein of 354 amino acids. The transcript is spliced from 3 exons. Lineage: Eukaryota; Metazoa; Arthropoda; Insecta; Coleoptera; Lampyridae.
UAUUAGAUAUUAUACGACCGUUGAGUGAAUAUUUAAUUACACAAUGAUACGACGCUAGCAGUCCAGGUUUAAAUGGUCGAAGCGCAAGUUACUCUUAGAAUUACUAUCGCAAUUUACUAUUUCGUAUAAACUACCCUUUAAGUAAUAAAAGCAUCAAUGACUGUUACCUACAUUUGUAGUUGGCUGUGUUGUAUCGAUACAUUCAAUAAGUCACUGACAUCGAUGUCAUAGUCUAAAUUAACAAUUAAUUUGUUCUUCCGUGUAAUGAAUAUAUGGCUAGCGAAGUAUUCUACGAUUCUCUGGAGGGAGAACACUCGACUCCGUCAGACAGUCCUUCUGAUAAAGCUGUGAGUAGCAUCACCGGAAAUGAUAAUUUGAUAGUUAUCGAAAAUGAGGUAGUAAACUUGUCCUCAAGCUCUUGCGUAUUGGUAAUCAAAUAUCCUCCAAAUCAUUCAUCACAAUGUUCAAGAAAAAGUUCAAAUUCAAGUUUAAAAAGCGAGUUUGAAAGGAAAUGUUCCUUAAAUUCGGCAAGAUUAGACCAUCCGCGUGAUAUUUCUACUUUGGUACCAUUAUAUUCGGGAGAUAUAGAUAAAUUUGGUAUAAAAUGCAGAAAAUGCUGUUCGACUCCUUCUCAAAAGCCUCAAGGCACUGACUGCUUCGUACAUGAUGAGAAAGUACGUACUGGUAGUUCUAAAAAAUGCGAAACAUCUAGAAAGAAACUAAUUAAGUGCAGAAACACAAAAAUGUCUAGCAAAGGUUCAGAAAUCUUCAUUCCUGAAGUACGGUCCCGGUCAUACUUGACAAUGUUCCACAGGCGUAUCGGUUAUCCUGAACAAACGCCAAACAUUGAUAUAAAGGACACGCAAAGAUCGGUCUUUGGCGACACUAAGAGAAGUUUGAUUAGUUUAACAUCAAAUGAAAACGAGCAGUUUCGUGAUGCUGAAGAUUGUCAAUCGGAUACUACAAGCUUUUACAUGAAAGCAAUUACAGAAUCUAACCAAAAUAAAAUAGGCAGUGGCGAUGCUAAUCAAUCUCCUGCAAUUGUCGCACCUCCACCUAGUAGCACUUCGGAGAUAUUUAGUUGCACGACUCCCACAAGAUGCGCAAACAAGAGCAAGAGACGCGUAAACAAAUUGUAUCCUAUUCCUGAUAUGGGAGGCUUGGGUGCUGACACUGUUCGAUUUAAGGAUAAAAUGGAAUUAAGAAAACGUCAAUUACAGUAUGGACAAAGAGCGAGUAAUAGGAAUAGAAUUAAAUUAAAAGAAUUGGACAUUUUAAAAAAUUUGAAAAACGAAAUCGCGGAGUCAAAUGCUAUAAAUAACAAAAAUGUGCAUUAACG